UACGAUUCCAUUGCCAAAUCCCGGUGCGCUUUUGCCCGGUGAAACCGUGCCAUCAUGGGUGCGGGGAAGAGUGUUCACAGGAUCGAUGAGGGGUUCUUCAUUUGCGGAGUGGAUGCCUUGUCGGAUGUGAAGUACUUGAAGACCCUAGGCAUCCAAUGCAUCUUAAAUGCCGCGCAAGAAGAUCUUUACAAACACGCCCCGGGUCCAAGAAGAGGCGCUGCGGCGAAUCUCAUGGUGGAGUUGCCCCAGAACUUCGACGUCCGCAUCAUCGGCGCGGAGGACUCGUCGGACUGCAAUCUCAGCCUGCACUUCCAAGAGAUCGCCGACUUCAUUGAGGCCGGCCGCGCCAAGGGCGGCGUGGUAGUGCACUGCGCCGCCGGGAUCUCUCGUGCCUCCACGAGCUGCAUGGCGUACAUGAUGAUGAAAGAGCACUGGAGCCUGGAUGCCGCCUUCCGGAAGGUCCACGCCGUGAGGAACAUCGUGCAUCCCAACGACGGCUUUUGGCGCCAGUUGAGGGACUUGGAGGCCUCCCUGAAAGCCAGUGGCGUCGAGCUCCGGAGCUUGCCAGAGGACUGGUGUCCUCCUGAGCAGCCGAGCCGCCCCGAGGACGAGAAGGCCUUCUCGACCCGCCCCUGUGGGCGCUCCAGGAAGCCGCUGAGGGAAGCCGGAAGGGGGAGGUUCGGAAUUUCUCCUCCAGCCGUUCGGAGACCAUGGAGAUGCUGGCGUCACUGGAACAGGACAUCACCACAACCAGAUCCUUCAUCACGCACUUCUUGACUGCCCGGAUUGUGCCGAAGGCAGGUGUCAAGGCGCAGGAGGUGCAGCAGGCGUUGCUGAAGCUCGAGUCGCCGGGGGUCAGGGUGGAGGAAUGCGAUGUGCAGUCGCCCGAGGCAGUCCUGUUGCGUGCUGGCUUGGUGCAUUCCAUGACGCACUCAGCCUUUCUGAAGCUGCUGGAGGGCGUGCAUGGGGUCCAGGGUGCCGAGGUGGAAUGAGGAGAGAUCCGCGACGUCUCGCAAUCGCUCCGCUGGGGUGGGCAGUGCUUGUGCAUUCACUUUUUCAACUCACUUGGGUUGAUGACUUUUUGAUGUACACCCUGGAAGACGAUCCCAUGGACCCUGAAAACCACU
This is a messenger RNA of Durusdinium trenchii, 1127 nucleotides long. The record is from the annotation of a GenBank genome assembly. NCBI's taxonomy places the organism in Eukaryota, Dinophyceae, Suessiales, Symbiodiniaceae.